AUGGAUUUCUCUAGCCUCAAAGACCAGGUCAGCAACAUGUCCUUGUAUGACCUCAAGGCCGGUGUUCGCAAGGUGCAGAAUGCCGUCAUGAACUAUACCGAGAUGGAGUCCAAGGUUCGGGAGGCUACAAACAAUGAGCCCUGGGGUGCCUCGACCACACUGAUGCAGGACAUCGCCAAUGGAACACACAGCUACCAAUUGCUCAACGAGAUCAUGCCUAUCAUCUACAAGCGCUUCACCGACAAGGCGGCCGAGGAAUGGCGCCAGAUCUACAAGAGUCUUCAGCUUCUUGAGUUUCUCGUUAAGAAUGGAUCCGAGCGAAUCGUCGACGAUGCCCGAUCCCACCUCUCCCUCAUCCGGAUGCUUCGGCAAUUCCACUAUAUCGACAUGAAUGGCAAGGACCAGGGCAUUAACGUGCGCAAUCGAUCUUCUGAGUUGGUCAAGCUUCUCGGCGAUGUUGAUCAGAUUCGCGCCGAAAGGAAGAAGGCCAAGAACAAUCGCAACAAAUUCAGCGGAUUCGAGGGCGGGAUGGGCGUCGGCGGCGGCGGCAUGUCCAGCUCUGGACGAUACGGGGGCUUUGGAAGCGAGAGCAUGGGCUAUGGUGGCUAUAGCGGAGGUGUGUUCGGAGAUGGUGGCGGUUUUGGCGGCCAAUCUCCCAGCGACUUCCAGGAGACCGGACGACGGGCCAGCAAGUUCGAGGAAUAUGACGAGUAUGACGAAGGGGAUGCUCCCGCACGCUCGCGUGAGCCUGCCACUGCUACCCGAGCGAAGGCCCCGGCAAAGAAGCCGGAGCCAGCUCCUGCGCCUGUCGCAGACCUCUUUGACUUUGGUGACGAUGAGCCUGUCACUACAACUUCAACCGCGGCCGGGAAGCAACCCGCUGGCAGUGCCCUCAACAUGCUUGACCCAACGCCAGCGGAUGAUGAUGAAUUUGACGACUUCCAAUCGGCAACUCCGGCACCGCAGCCCGCCCAGUCUUCGUCUAACCAGUUCGCCAUCCCCCCGCCAGCUUCAACGGCCAGCACAACUGCAAACACACAGUUUGUGGCGCCUCAGCCAAUCUCUGCCUCGCAGGGCGCCAACAUCAACGGCCUGGUUGGAUUCACUUCGGCACCCCCCACCCCCUUGUCCAGCGGGCUUACCUCUCCCAUGCAGGCUCCGAUCCAGCAGUCUAAGCCCUCAGGCUACCAAGCUGCCACUCCCAACUACUUCACUUCCGUCUCCAUCAACCCCCAAGCCGGGUCUUCCCAUGCUGCAUCUUCAUCUCUAUCUUCUGUGACAUCCCCCACGGCAACCACCGCCGCGCCAGCAGCCAAGAAGCCCUCCGGCGAUGCCUUUGGCUCGUUGUGGUCCACCGCCAGUGCCAGUGCUGGUAUCCAGAAGGCCAACACAGGCACAAACAAGGGACCCAACCUCAACAGCAUGGCCAAGGAAAAGGCCAGCGCCGGUAUCUGGGGUGCCCCCGCUGCCAGCACGAGCCAGAAUCAGCAGCAUCAGCAGAAGCCGUCCGGUUCAGCUUUUGAUGAUUUGCUUGGUUAA
Molecule: messenger RNA, 1539 nt
Organism: Penicillium olsonii
Lineage: Eukaryota; Fungi; Ascomycota; Eurotiomycetes; Eurotiales; Aspergillaceae
Source: the annotation of a GenBank genome assembly